CCCACCAGAGUCCUGGCUCAGCCAGUGCUAAUGGAGUGGAUGGACAAUAUCCACAUCGCUCUCUGCGUCUCUUCUUCUGGCCCCAGCCCGCCAUCUCUCGUGUCCCCAACAUGUUUCACUCUUCAGCCGCCCCCUGGUCUCCCUCACCUCCUCCCACCUUCCCUUUCACCUGGUGUUUCUCCCAAAGCCAUUGGACCCCCCAUCCCACUGGGGAGAAACUGAGGCUCACUUUGGAAGGUGCCGACCUCGCAGGGCCCCAGAUAAGACACAGUACUAGCACCUCAGAGUCAGAAAUGCAGAGCACACAGAACACGUGCCCUUACGACACGUGCCUGAGGUAAUCUUGCAUUUACACCCACACAAUCAGAGAUUCACACACACAGCACAUGCAAUCGCCUACCAACACAAACAUAGGCACAAAAUCACAGAAUCACUGCAGACAACACAUCCAGAAAUAGCCUAUCCCACAUGCAACACAGAUACCCCCAUCAUGCAGUUACAUGCCAGUCACUGAUGGACAUCCAGCCAGUUCCUACGCGGACUGGGAACUAAGACUUGGUUUCAUUCACUGUUGUAUCCCCAGCAACUCGAACAGAUCAUCAUCAUCAUCAUCAUCAUCAUCAUCAGUACCAUGAACACAAAGUAUUUCCUCUGUGCCAGGCACAAGUCUAGGCACUUUACAUGAAUUAACUCAUUUAAUCCUCUCAAAAACUCUACUUGUGACAACCCAUUUUGCAGAUGGAAAUUGGAGGUCCAGGACAGCCAUGUCCUACCCAGUGACCAGUCAGCCCCAGUGUGCCACCAGCUGCUACCAGACCCAGAUCAGCGACUGGCACACCGGGCUCACGGACUGCUGCAACGACAUGCCCCUCUGUCUGUGUGGCACUUUCGCCCCCCUGUGCCUCGCCUGCCGCAUCUCGGACGACUUCGGCGAGUGCUGCUGCACGCCCUACCUGCCCGGAGGCCUGCACUCCCUGCGCACCGGCAUGCGGGAGCGCUAUCGCAUCCAGGGCUCCAUCGGGCAUGACUGGGCGGCCCUCACCUUUUGUUUGCCCUGCAGCCUCUGCCAGAUGGCGAGGGAGCUGAAGAUCCGAGAGUAAAGGGUCCCCCGCCCUCCUCCCCCUGGAAUGCUGCCUCCUCUGCCCCUCCUGGGAGGGGCCUGCCCCUCCGCCCAUCCUGACACCAGAAAUACACCCACAAUAAAAACC
This is a messenger RNA of Myotis lucifugus (little brown bat), 1208 nucleotides long. RefSeq names its product cornifelin (gene CNFN). Gene Ontology annotation, cellular component: cornified envelope. The transcript has 4 exons. The record is from RefSeq and is a predicted model, not a curated record. Lineage: Eukaryota; Metazoa; Chordata; Mammalia; Chiroptera; Vespertilionidae. The coding region runs from base 765 to 1100 and encodes 111 amino acids.